GUCCUACACCUAACACAGCACCUACAUUUGCAAUUCGAUCAGUCACUUGUUGUGCCUCUGGCUCCGGCUCAAGUUCGAGUCCUUGCCGAAACGACGACGACAAUAGAAGCAGUGCUGAUCAAAGCGCUGAGGAAAUGCCGCCGUGGAAGAAUGGCGAAAGAACUGAAAACACAGUAUGUUCAAGCCUAA
Messenger RNA from Anisakis simplex (herring worm), 189 nucleotides. The record is from the annotation of a GenBank genome assembly. Lineage: Eukaryota; Metazoa; Nematoda; Chromadorea; Rhabditida; Anisakidae.